Molecule: messenger RNA, 2807 nt
Organism: Pollicipes pollicipes
Lineage: Eukaryota; Metazoa; Arthropoda; Thecostraca; Pollicipedomorpha; Pollicipedidae
Exons: 4
Coding region: 266-1210 (314 amino acids)
Source: RefSeq, a predicted model, not a curated record
GAUUGGCUUUUGUGCGUCAGUUAUCAAAAUAUAGCGAAUAUAACCUCCGGUGUAUCACCAAAGCGACUGGAACGAAUAAAAGUGCAGCUUGCUUUGCGAUUUGGGAUAUGGAGGCUCGGCAGUUAUCGUGGUCAAAGCUGUAAUGAUUUCAAACUCUUAUUUUGCCUUGUGCAGCACAACAGCGAGACUCCACGUUACGUCAUGGUCCAGUGCGUCGAAUAAGUAAGCCGAUUAAUUUAUAACGUUCGUUUCCGGCAGGAGUCUGAUGGUGUCCUCCUGUCGGGACUUGGUGUACGAGUACAGUUCGAGCGAAGAGUCGGAGGGCUCGCGGAAGCCGUGUCGACCCUCGGUGGGGCGGUGUCUCAGCGCCGCCACGUCGGAGACCACCCUGCCCCCCGCACGACGGUCCGCCAGCCCGUCGCCGCCUGGCGGCGGUGUCUUAAGCUCCAGUAGCAACAUCUACCGACAGAGAGCAGCAGGGGUAUCGCGACGCUCGGCCGCUCCGUGCCUGAGCAGGCAGAAGCGGGCUUCGGUGCCCAGCCUCGUGGCUCCCCGCAAACAGCUGGAGAAGGAGUUUGGGGGCGGCAGCAGCACCGGCAGCUCUUCGCUCUCAAACCUAACAUCUACGCUCACCAGAGAGGGCCAGCUGCUGCCGGCGCUGCUGACGGGCCUGCAGCGGGCCUCUGUAGGUCUGAGGCAGACCUCGGCCCGUGUCACGGACCUGGAAGGCCGGCUGGGCGGCACCGAGAGGAACAUGACAGCCGCCAGAGCCGACAUGGCCAGGAUACAGGACAAUGUAACGUCCCUGCAGAUCAUCGUGGCAACAACUAGUGGCAAGAUGGCUGCUUUCGCCGAAAUGUUCCAAACAGUGGAUGAACAACUUCAGAAUAUGUGGAUGGAGAUGGAAGCCGUCAACGCCAACGUGCACCACGUGAUGCACAAGACGCUGGAGCACCAGCGCCAGAACGAGAAGCUGUUCGGCCAGCUGGAGGCGCUGCGGGACCAGCUGCUGGAGCGGCGGCAGGGACGGGACGCUCCCGGCUCCGCUGUCACCAGGGGACGCCACCGUCCGCAGCCGCCCGAGGGCGUCCAGACGGAGGGGACAAUGGGACCGGCGGCGGCGGCGGCCGGCGCCCGGGCCGUUGGAGUGGAGAGCACGUGCGAUCUCAGCGCCGUCGAUGACCUCCUGUCCAACACGCUGGUCAUAUGACGAGCGGGGCGUGACCUCAGGAGGCUGGCGGUGCAGCCAGGGACCCAGCGCAGCCGCGGUACUGAUCACAGACUGGCAGCAGCGAGGCCGGCCGGUGCCAAUGCAUUUCCGCAGCCACGUUCCAAUAAUGUUAAUAGCGCGUAGUCACUUGUGGUGGGGCCAGUGUGAAGUUGUUUUGCGUUCCACCUGAGACAUUACCAAGGUUACAUUUAACUGGAAGUCGUUGCAGCCACCUGCUGAAACGAUGUGCAUGCUUUCCAGCGAGUAAUUGGUCGGGUUCAUGCAUUGAAGGUGCCCGUGUGAAGAGAGCGCUCUCGUGCCUUGGCUGAAGAUGCCGGCCGCGCACCUGCGCUCGCCGAGUAGGAGGUGCGCAAAGUAAACUGCUGUUUAUGUUCAGGUUUUAUUUUUUGCUAUUGAGGAAUUUAUCUACGGUAGGACAUUUGAACUAAACCAUGGAAUCAGCCUAGAAUAAAUGAAGAUGGUGGAAUCGUUCGGCUGGGAUCGGGUCCUCUGUGCACCACACGUGACAAAUGUACGCUGGAACGUGAUAGACAACACAUGUCGAGAGCAAAACAGCACCUCAGAGUCAUCAAAAAUGGAAUGAAACGACCACUCUGCUUCAAAUCCAUGCUACGGAAGGUCUGCUACAGAAACAAGGUAGCAGCACGGGGUCAAACAUGAAAUAACAUCUUAGCACGAGCUUCCCUAGCAGAGCUUUCACGAAACUCCCUCCAACCACACGGCCCUGGAAGCACGGCGUUGAGAGUCAAAGGCACAUUAUAGCAACCAUGGGAACGGGGCAGAUAGUAAAGCUGACACAUGUUAUGCUCCCUGACGCGAGCUGGCCGUUGACGUGGAUGGACCCUGCUUGCUCCGUAACAUGCUUUCAUCGUCCCAUGGAGCACCGAAGGCGGGGAUCGUGAAAGCUGGGAGGUUUCAAACCCCGAAAUAGCUUCCAAAUCUGUGUUACGUUUGUCUGAUGCAGCAUACCUUCUGCACCAACAAUGCCCAACCUCGCAGCGGAAAGUAACCCAAUUUAAUCAGUCAUGAGGUUUAAGUUGUUGAAUCAACUUUGUUCGUGGCGAUUUGCGUGGAAAUACGCAUUGCAUCCUGUAAAAUACCUGGUUCUGAUACUGGAAUUGAUUCAUUCCAUUCGUUCUGAAACAUUUGUUCUAAAUCUAUUGGGUGGAUGCACUUAUAGAGUCGGCGCUUACACUCAGCAGCACCUGUGGCGUGAGCGCCGUCCCCACCGUCCGAUUGCGAGGGCCCCGGCGAAGGGCAGAUUUUGCGGCGAAAGCCUGACGUGCUGCGCUGCCCGACACGGUCCGUCUUGCCCUCUGACGCCACCUAACCUUUAACGCGACCGCUGCCACCGGCCGCAGGCCAUCUCAGCCAGAGGCAAAUAGUGAGCGCAUAAUGUAACUCGGACCAACCCCGCCAUGGGUAAGUAAAAAGACACGCGCGCCAGCGCGUCUAUGGGAGCGGACAAUCAUGAGCAUCCUACCAUACGGAUCGUGCACAUCUAAUCAUGCUCACUUCCAAACAUCUGCUUGUCAUCCUCACCAUCUUGUAAAGAUUCGCAGCAUGGAAGACUGAA